Eremothecium cymbalariae DBVPG#7215 is the source of this 1275-nucleotide messenger RNA. RefSeq names its product fructose-2,6-bisphosphatase (gene FBP26). Gene Ontology annotation, cellular component: cytosol. The coding region runs from base 1 to 1275 and encodes 424 amino acids. The transcript has a single exon. NCBI's taxonomy places the organism in Eukaryota, Fungi, Ascomycota, Saccharomycetes, Saccharomycetales, Saccharomycetaceae. Gene Ontology annotation, biological process: fructose metabolic process; fructose 2,6-bisphosphate metabolic process. Gene Ontology annotation, molecular function: fructose-2,6-bisphosphate 2-phosphatase activity; ATP binding; 6-phosphofructo-2-kinase activity. The record is from RefSeq and is a predicted model, not a curated record.
AUGGUGGGACUACCAGCCCGUGGAAAGUCUUUUAUUUCCCAAAAGAUAGUUAGAUAUUUGUCUUGGUUAUCAAUACGUGCAAAAUGUUUUAAUGUGGGGAAUUAUAGACGAUUGGCAGGAGGGUCCAAGCCCAAUGCAGAGUUCUUUGCUCCAGAUAACAUUGAGGGACAACGUAUUAGGGAGAAAGCAGUACAAAUGGCAGUGGAAGAUAUGAUGAACUGGUUUUACGAAGAUGACGGUGUAGUUGCGAUUUUGGACGCCACGAAUUCCACGCGGCAAAGAAGGGAUUGGGUUUUAAAACUAUGCAGAGAGAACGCUAUUGAGCCGAUGUUCUUGGAAAGCUGGUGUGAUGAUCAAGAUUUGAUAUUCAGAAAUAUUAGCGAAAUGAAGACGACGUCGCCUGAUUAUGAAGGUUGUGAUCCGGAUGCUGCCACCCAAGUCUUUUAUGAGCGUAUUGAAAAAUACGUAAGUGUCUACCAACCUCUGGAGGAAGUGCUUGAUAAAGAGUUGACUUUUGUCAGGCUUAUAAAUGUCGCUGAACAAGUAGUUAUCAACAGGAUCGAGACAUAUCUUGAAAGCAGAAUCGUUUUCUAUGUGAUGAACCUACAUAUAAAGCCAAGAUGUAUUUGGUUGUCCAGACACGGUGAGUCCGUGUAUAACCUGGAGAAAAAGAUAGGCGGUGAUUCCCAUUUAUCAACUAGGGGCAUGGAGUAUGCCCGUAAGCUUCCCGAAUUAGUUAGAGAAUCUACCGGUGAUGCAAAUCUAACAGUGUGGACUUCCACACUGGUUCGCACCGGUGAGACAGCCCAAUUCCUUCCAUACAAGCAAUUGCAGUGGAAGGCUCUUGAUGAAUUAGAUGCGGGGGUCUGCGAUGGUAUGACGUACGAAGAAAUCGAAAAGGAAUACCCUGAGGACUUUAAAGCUCGUGAUGAAGACAAAUAUGAAUAUCGCUACCGUGGAGGUGAAUCCUACCGUGAUGUAGUCAUUCGUCUCGAGCCUAUCAUCAUGGAACUCGAACGUCAAGAAAAUAUUCUUAUUAUAACCCACCAGGCCGUCCUACGUUGCAUUUACGCCUAUUUUAUGAACGUCCCCCAACAAGAAUCCCCGUGGGUCUCCAUUCCCUUACACACCCUAAUCAAACUUGAACCUAGAGCCUACGGUACAAAAGUCUCAACUGUGAAAGCUGACAUUCCCGCCGUAAGCACCUACAAAGAAAAGGGCACAAGCAAAGUGGGCGAACCCGCUCAUUGUACCCCUGCUCCUACAAUAUGCUAG